Coregonus sp. 'balchen' is the source of this 17608-nucleotide messenger RNA. The record is from the annotation of a GenBank genome assembly. Lineage: Eukaryota; Metazoa; Chordata; Actinopteri; Salmoniformes; Salmonidae.
AUGUUUGACAAAAUCACCUCCCGCAUCCAGAAGCUGUGCUAUGGACUCAACUCUGACUUUGUGGAUCCAGUAAGUUGACAUUUUAUGUUCAAUGUAUUUCUAUUGUUUGUCAAUUGUAGUGUUUGCUGUGUUUCUCUAACCCACCAUAACCCUUUACUCUGCUUGUUCUGCCUUUUAGACCCAGAUCACUAUGAAGGUCAUCCAAGGUCUGUACAAUGGGGUCACCACAGUGGAGUUGGACACGCUGGCUGCAGAGAUCACUGCAACACUCACCACCAAACACCCUGACUAUGCCAUCUUGGCUGCCCGCAUCGCAGUCUCCAACCUGCACAAGGAGACCAAGAAGGUUUUCAGCGGUAAGUCUCUCUCGCUCUCUCUCAAACUGUAAUUCUUCUGACCUUUAGUCUAAAAGUUAUGCAUAUUGCUCAAUUAUCAGGCUCAAAGUAGCCUAUUUUUAGCCACUCCACAUUCACAGGCACAGAUGUCUAACCUGCCAGUGAGCUGACAAUAUUACUUUGGUAACAGAAAAAACUGGCGUGUAAAAGUAAUGUCUAAGCCAUGUAGCUCUGCUUACCUCAUGUAUGGAAAAAAAGGCCUAAUUUUUCGUUCACAAAUUGACUUAUUUUGACACGAGGUAAGCAGAGGGGAAGUGGGUCUAUAACAGACCCAUGCUUGGAAAGUCUGUCUUAAUAAUACAAUCCUUUAGAUAUUUUGUCUCAAAUUCCCCGCGCCAUAUUGAUCAACAGUCCUGCCCACCGGCGCAGUAAGUUGAAAUGGAUUUGUAUUUAAUUUCUGGCUUCCCACAGACUGUUUUUGUGAAACCCAAUACAAUUGAAAGCAAUGCUGGUGCAUUCGGAAAGUAUUCAGACACCUUGACUUUUUCCACAUUUUAUGUUUAGGCCUUAUUCUAAAAUUGAUGACAGACAUUUCUUUCCUCAAUCUACACACAAUACCCCAUAAUGACGAAGCAAAAAAAGGUUAUUAUACAUUUUUGCGUGUGUGUAUACAGUGGGGAGAACAAGUAUUUGAUACACUGCCGAUUUUGCAGGUUUUCCUACUUACAAAGCAUGUAGAGGUCUGUAAUUUAUUAUCGUAGGUACACUUCAACUGUGAGAGACGGAAUCUAAAACUAAAAUCCAGAAAAUCACAUUGUAUGAUUUUUAAGUAAUUCAUUUGCAUUUUAUUGCAUGACAUAAGUAUUUGAUCACCUUCCAACCAGUAAGAAUUCCGGCUCUCACAGACCUGUUAGUUUUUCUUUAAGAAGCCCUCCUGUUCUCCACUCAUUACCUGUAUUAACUGCACCUGUUUGAACUCGUUACCUGUAUAAAAGACACCUGUCCACACACUCAAUCAAACAGACUCCAACCUCUCCACAAUGGCCAUGACCAGAGAGCUGUGUAAGGACAUCAGGGAUAAAAUUGUAGACCUGCACAAGGCUGGGAUGGGCUACAGGACAAUAGGCAAGCAGCUUGGUGAGAAGGCAACAACUGUUGGCACAAUUAUUAGAAAAUGGAAGAAGUUCAAGAUGACGGUCAAUCACCCUUGGUCUGGGGCUCCAUGCAAGAUCUCACCUCGUGGGGCAUCAAUGAUCAUGAGGAAGGUGAGGGAUCAGCCCAGAACUACACGUCAGGACCUGGUCAAUGACCUGAAGAGAGCUGAGACCACAGUCUCAAAGAAAACCAUUAGUAACACACUACGCCGUCAUGGAUUAAAAUCCUGCAGCGCACGCAAGGUCCCCCUGCUCAAGCCAGCGCAUGUCCAGGCCCGUCUGAAGUUUGCCAAUGACCAUCUGGAUGAUCCAGAGGAGGAAUGGGAGAAGGUCAUGUGGUCUGAUGAGACAAAAAUAGAGCUUUUUGGUCUAAACUCCACUCGCCGUGUUUGGAGGAAGAAGAAGGAUGAGUACAACCCCAAGAACACCAUCCCAACCGUGAAGCAUGGAGGUGGAAACAUCAUUCUUUGGGGAUGCUUUUCUGCAAAAGGGACAGGACGACUGCACCGUAUUGAGGGGAGGAUGGAUGGGGCCAUGUAUCGCGAGAUCUUGGCCAACAACCUCCUUCCCUCAGUAAGAGCAUUGAAGAUGGGUCGUGGCUGGGUCUUCCAGCAUGACAACUACCCGAAACACACAGCCAGGGCAACUAAGGAGUGGCUCCGUAAGAAGCAUCUCAAGGUCCUGGAGUGGCCUAGCCAGUCUCCAGACCUGAACCCAAUAGAAAAUCUUUGGAGGGAGCUGAAAGUCCGUAUUGCCCAGCGACAGCCCCGAAACCUGAAGGAUCUGGAGAAGGUCUGUAUGGAGGAGUGGGCCAAAAUCCCUGCUGCAGUGUGUGCAAACCUGGUCAAGACCUACAGGAAACGUAUGAUAUCUGUAAUUGCAAACAAAGGUUUCUGUACCAAAUAUUAAGUUCUGCUUUUCUGGUGUAUCAAAUACUUAUGUCAUGCAAUAAAAUGCAAAUUAAUUACUUAAAAAUCAUACAAUGUGAUUUUCUGGAUUUUUGUUUUAGAUUCCGUCUCUCACAGUUGAAGUGUACAUAUGAUAAAAAUUACAGACCUCUACAUGCUUUGUAAGUAGGAAAACCUGCAAAAUCGGCAGUGUAUCAAAUACUUGUUCUCCCCACUGUGUGUAUAGAUAUUUUUUUUUUUUUAUGCCUUAUUUACAUAAGUAUUCAGAUGCUUUGCCAUGAGACUCGAAAUUGAGCUCAGGUGCAUCCUGUUUCAAUUGAUCACCCUUGAGAUGUUUCUAUAACCUGUGGUAAAUUCAAUUGAUUGGACAUGAUUUGGAAAGGCACACAAUUGUCUAUGUAAGGUCCCACAGUUGACAGUGCAUGUCAAAGCAAAAACCAAGCCAUGAGGUCGAAGGAAUUGUCCGUAGAGCUCCGAGACAGGAUUGUGUCGAGGCACAGAUCUGGGGAAGGGUACCAAAACAUUUCUGCAGCAUUGAAGGUCCCCAAGAACAGUGGCCUCCAUCAUUCUUAAAUGGAAGAAGUUUGGCACCACCAAGACUCUUCCUAGAGCUGGCUGCCCGGCCAAACUGAGCAAUCGGGGGAGAAGGGCCUUGGUCAGGGAGGUGACCAAGAACCCGAUGGUCACUCUGACAGAGCUCCAGAGUUCCUCUGUGGAGAUGGGAGAAACUUCCAGAAGGACAACCAUCUCUGCAGCACUCCACCAAUCCGGCCUUUAUGGUAGAGGGGCCAGGCGGAUGCCACUCCUCAGUAAAAGGCACAUGACCGCAAGCUUGGAGCACCUAAAGACUCUCAGACCAUGAGAAACAAGAUUAUCUUGUCUGAUGAAACCAAGAUUGAACUCUUUGGCCUGAAUGCCAAGCGUCACGUCUGGAGGAAACCUGGCACCAUCCCUACGGUGAAGCACGGUGGUGGCAGCUUCAUGCUGUGGGGAUGUUUUUCAGCGGCAGGGACUGGGAGAUUGAUCAGGAUCGAGGGAAAGAUGAACGGAGCAAAGUACAGAAAGAUCCUUGAUGAAAACCUGUUCCAGAGCGCUCAGGACCUCAGACUGGGGCAAAGGUUCACCUUCCAACAGGACAACAACCCUAAGCACACAGCCAAGACAACGCACAAGUGGCUUCGGGACAAGUCUCUGAAUGUCCUUGAGUGGCCCAGCCAGAGCCCGGACUUGAACCCGAUCUAACAUCUCUGGAGAGACCUAAAAGUAGCUAUGCAUCGACGCUCGCCAUCCAACCUGACAGAGCUUGAGAGGAUCUGCAGAGAAGAAUGUGAGAAACUCCCCAAAUACAGGUGUGCCAAGCUUGUAGCGUCAUACCCAAGAAGUCUUGAGGCUGUAAUCGCUGCCAACGGUGCUUCAACAAAGUACUGAGCAAAGGCUCUGAAUACUUAUGUAAAUGUGAUAUUUCCUUUUUAAUAUAUAUAUUUUUUUAUCAGCAAAAAUGUCUACCUUGUUUUUGCUUUGUCAUUUUGGGGUAUUGUGUGUAGAUAGAUGAGGGGGAAACAAUUUAAAUCAGUUUAGGAGAAGGCUGUAAUGUAACAAUGUGGAAAAAGUAAAGGGUGCUUCUAGCAAAGCGGGUGUAUUUACAGUGUAUUCGGAAAGUAUUCAGACCCCAAGAGUCCCUAUGGCUGAAGUCAGUCCUAGUGCUCAAGUCUGAGUCACUGGGUCUGAGUUGAACAAAAACCAAUAUUAAUGUGGUAUUUUAUGUGCAAAUCAACAACAAACUCUUGAUGUUCUUUAGACACUUUGUAUUUUGGUUAGGCCUAUUGCUGUUUAUUAUUUGUUGCUUGCUGGCUCGAUGCUUGUCUGUUGCUAGAUUUGCGCCUGUAUUGAUUUGGCGGUAAUCUGCCCAUCAACAACUGGUGGGAAGAUUUUCAUGAGAGCAUUUCCUCCUGUUGCACAAUGGUCAUAAUUGCCUGAAAUAUGCAAUAGCGUAUGAAACAAAAGUCCUUCAUACACAGGUUCACACACAUACAUUUGAAUAAUGUUCAAUAGUUAUUUCAAAUCAGUAAAGAUGUUUUGAAGAGAUUAAUGGUCUCUAGACGGAAUUGGCUAUUGCUCCUGUCAGAUUGAUCAGAUUAUUAUUUGCAAUUGUGACAGGCUCUUGGCUACUUUUUUGUGAUGGCCCACUGAUAUUUGUGUAGUUUUCUUAAUUUAGUUUUUAUUCCAGGGUGAAAACUAAAGGGAGACAUGGGAAAGUGGGAGGGCAGAGCAAGAGUACAAAUUCAAAGACUGCCUACUUUUCAAUACUUAUGGGAAUAGACAAUAGCUAGACUGUUUUUACUUUAAAACUCAAGAAACAAACUGCUUUACGAAAUGUAAAACAAUAGUAUUAACUAGGCAACGCUAAAUAGUAGGCUGGUAGUUACAGGGACGCAAGCGAGUCGCUUGCGUGAUGUGUAGCCUAUGAUCUGAGGCGGCGUGGAGCCUGUCUGCCCACACUCAUCGCUUGCUUCGGCGCAGUUCACCUGCUGAUAUCGGCUGCGUGUGCCUGUGUGGCACAUCAGUCCCACUGCUAGCUAGAGAACAACCCUCGCUGCUCUGCGUACCCAGUGCUGCUAAUAUUCUGCUUAUCAUAGUAGCCUAUCCAGUCCAAGUGCAAAUGCAAGUCCGAUUCACCAAUGGUAGCCAAAUGUCAUGAAAAUCGGGACUAGAGUCAGUCCUGGACUUGCAUACUACAACAGUGCAAACUAGUGUAUCCGAAAAUGUAUUUUCUUCUGUCAAAUCAAAUCUGCUGUUGCAGAUGUGGUGGAGGAUCUCUACAACUAUGUCAACCCGCUAAACAAACGCCACUCUCCCAUGGUCGCCAAGGAGACACUCGACAUUGUCCUAGAAAACAAGGAUCGCCUUAACUCGGCCAUCAUCUUUGACCGUGACUUCUCCUACAACUUCUUUGGAUUCAAGGUAAUUUUGUACAGUACAUGCUUUAUGAGCAAUAGUAAUUUAGUCAAUUCUGCAAUGGUAGGAGAGUAAACUAAUUAGUUUUUUUCUACGUAGACACUUGAGCGGUCCUAUCUGCUGAAGAUUGAUGGGAAAGGUGAGUCUGCUCAUAGAUAAAUUACCUCCCUGUCAGAAUUGACAUCUUUUCAUGAUAUGAACAAAUGCUACAUUGGAUUAGGGCUCAUCACUAGUGGCACCUGGUCAAACAGACACAUUACCGGAGCAGCUUUUUUUAUGUGGAAAUAUGUGAUUCAGAUGAGCUCCAUCCCUCAUGCUGAUCUGUUCUAUUCCUGUGUAGUUGCUGAGCGACCACAGCACAUGCUCAUGAGAGUGGCAGUUGGGAUUCAUAAGACUGACAUUGAUGCUGCCAUCGAGACUUACAACCUGCUGUCAGAGAAGUGGUUCACCCAUGCUUCCCCCACACUCUUCAACGCUGGUACCAACCGCCCACAGCUGUCCAGGUAAGCACUUACUAACAGCCAUUCUACUAUAAGCCAUUCCUCAGUGUAAUGGCUAUGAUUACAGAAUUGUAGAAACUAUAGACAUCUUUGACUGUUCUAGGUGCAAGCCAGAAAAGUGCUUAAUGUUUUAUAUGGGUUGGCCUUGUUGAUUUUCAGCUGUUUCCUGCUGGCCAUGAAGGACGACAGCAUCGAGGGCAUCUACGACACCCUGAAGCAGUGUGCCCUAAUCUCUAAAUCAGCAGGGGGCAUCGGAGUGGCAGUCAGCUGCAUCAGAGCCACGGGCAGCUACAUCGCUGGGGUGAGGAUCACACGGUCGUGUUUAUAAAUAAGACUGCCCCUUGAGGCGUUGCAGUCUGUUUCGUAGGCCGUCCACUGACUUGCCUAGUGAAAUAAAAGUGUCAAGCCUGUGUCAUGAGGGGCAGAGUGAUGGCUAUGUCUACGCCAACGACACAGAACAGUGGGCGAUUGAUAGCUCCGACAUGGUGGGGGAAACGUUUAUAAAUAACCAAACAUGAUAUUUCAUUGUGGUGCUUGGCAAGUCACUCAUUGACUGAGGCUUCUUUUUUGUUUUAGACAAAUGGCAAUUCCAACGGGCUUGUUCCCAUGCUCCGAGUGUACAACAACACUGCACGCUACGUGGACCAGGGAGGCAACAAGGUGAGAAAGAAAUGAAAUUGACUAGAGGUUGUGUUAUUGACUCUGGCCACAGGAUGACCUCACAGAUGUGCAUUAGCGUUCUGCGCAGAGAUGACCCACUAUCUUUCACCUAAGGUUGAAGACUCUGAGAACAUGCAUACUGUCUUUCAGACUCUGGCCUGUGUUUACUGUACCUUCAUCAGACGGUUAACACCCUCUUAUCCCUCUCUCAUCCCCCUCUCCUCCUCAGAGACCUGGCGCGUUUGCCAUGUACCUGGAGCCGUGGCACUUUGAUGUGUUUGACUUCUUGGAUCUGAAGAAGAACACAGGGAAGGAAGAGCAGAGGGCCAGAGAUCUGUUCUACGCCAUGUGGAUCCCUGACCUCUUUAUGAAGAGAGUGGAGAGCAACGAGGUAUGCAGCAACAUCAGUGUACAAACUGAAAUAUUCAAACCAGAUAUGGAAUUUAGGUUGAAUUAAAGAAGGGAAUCUGGAGUGGUUCUGUUUAGAUUCAUAUCUUCGAGAUAUCAGUACUCAUGGCAUAUUGUAUCCACAGGACUGGUCCCUGAUGUGCCCCAGUGACUGCCCUGGACUGGACGAGUGCUGGGGGGAGGAAUUUGAGAAUCUCUAUACCAGGUAAGACCGGCGCUCCUGAGCCUGUAUAACACAGCUACAUACCAGGCACAGCUCUGUGUGCAGUGUCUCACUGGUCCUGUCUCACCUCAGGUAUGAGCAAGAGGGUCGUGUGAAGCGGGUGGUAAAGGCCCAGCAGGUGUGGCACGCCAUCAUUGAGUCCCAGACUGAGACGGGCACCCCCUACAUGCUCUACAAGGACGCCUGCAACAGGAAAAGUAACCAUCAGAACCUGGGCACCAUCAAGUCCAGUAACCUCUGUACCGAGAUUGUAGAGUACACCAGCCAUGAUGAGGUGAGGGCAACAGAUUACCUAAACGGUUGGAACUACUGUGUCCGAAAUGGCACAAUAUCCACUAUCCAUUAGGGAUCGGCAUGAGUACUUGAGUACUCAAACGGACGUCAAAGCUUGACCUUUAACCAAAGAUUUAAAAAAAUAAUCCAAUACUGUAAAACUAUUUAGUGGAAUGUGCUUUGUGGCUGCCCAAACGGGUUAAAUUGUGUCUUCCAUUUGUGUAUUGGCGGGGCACAACAAAAAAAAACAUGCCAAGCAUUGUCCCUUCUAGCUCAGUUGGUAGAGCAUGGCGUUUGCAAUGCCAGGGUUGUGGGUUCGUUUCCCACGGGGGACCAGUAUGGAGAGAGAGAAUGUAUGCACUCACUAACUGUAAGUCGCUCUGGAUAAGAGCGUCUGUUUAAAUGACUAAAAUGUAAAUGUACCGUUCUCCCUAAAUUCCCUUUCCCCUCAGUGUCUUUCACUCAAUUGUGUUCCGACUGCGCCCUCCACACAAGCGCCCGUUAGGCCUACAGAAAUAAAUAAAAAAAUCCAAAUAGACUAGUUGAUUUGAAGUAGGAAAAUGUGUUCCAGAAACGGUUUUGAAUAAUUGCGUCCCGUCUAUUUUCCACUUAAGCUGCAAUUGGUUAGCCUAGGCCAGGGGUGUCAAACUCAUUUUAGCUCAGGGGCCACAUGGAGGAAAAUCUAUUCCCAAGUGGGCCGGACCGGAAAAAUCAUGGUGUGUAUAUAUAACUUAAAAACAACAACUUCAGAUUGUUUUCUUUGUUUUAAUACGAUCAACAUAAAGCUGGAGCCUGAGGACAGUGUGUCCAAAAUAGUACAAGCACAACAUCACUAUUAAUCAUAAAACACGUCAAGUUUAUUUGACAAUUCUAAAGAAAAAGAACACACAAACACACAAUGCCUCAGUGAUUAACAGAACUGUUUCACAGAUCACAGAACUAUAUCAGGGUGUCAUUUCUCAGGCAGAAAUGUAGAUACAAAUAAUAAAAUCAAUUAAAAACAAUAGCACAUCAACAUAAAAACAUAUAAACAUAAAUCUGAAAGCGUUGCUCAAACUCCCGUAACAGUCCAGUUAUUUUAUCUUUGAACCGCUUCAUGUCUGCCACAUGUUGAGUCGCGCACACAUUUUUCAGACCGGGGAAGUGAGCUGCAUCACCACCGGCAAGUUGCGUCUCCCACAAUGACAGCUUCAACUUGAACGUAUGCUGUCAUAAUACUGCGUGACAACUUUGUUGCGCCCUUGCAGCUGUUUGUUCAAGUUAUUCAGGUGCUCUGUAACAUCCACCAUAAAUGCAAGGUCCGGCAUCCAUUCUGCGGAAUGAAAUUCUAACACUGGUUUGCCCUUUUCUUCCAUGAACUGUUCAAUUUCUUCUCGUAAAUCAAAGAAACGCCUCAGCACAGCACCUCGGCUUAACCAUCUUACCUCAGUGUGGUAUGGCAGGCCAUAGAUGUGGGCUUUCUCUCUGAGAAGGCUGUCAAACUGACGGUGAUUCAGGCUUCUGGAUCGGAUGAAAUUAACAGUUUGGAUGACCACCUUCAUGACGUUAUCCAUCUUUAAUGACUUGCAACACAAAGCCUCCUGGUGCAAAAUACAGUGAAAAGUCAAAAAAUCACGUCCUCCAUUUGCAGAUUGCACUUUCUCUCUGAACUUUGUCACAACGCCUGCUUUUUUCCCGAUCAUUGAGGGCGCACCAUCUGUAGCCAGGCUGACAGCGCGGGACCAGUCCACUCCGACCCUGUCCAGCACGCCGACGAGUGCGGUAAAAAUAUCAGCUGCUGUCGUUGUAUCUGUCAUCGGCACCAACUCCACGAACUCCUCGGUGACGGUCAAUGUGUCAUCAACUCCGCGGAUGAAAAAAUGGCCAGUUGUGCAACAUCUGUAAUGUCCGUGCUUUCAUCAAUUGCAACCGAAAACGCAAUAAAUGACUUUACUUUUUGCUUCAACUGGCUGUCCAAAUCCACUGAAAGAUCGGAAAUCCUGUCUGCAACUGUGUUUCUUGUCAGGCUGAUAUUUGCAAAAGCCUGCCGCUUUUCAGGGCACACAAUCUCCGCUGCCUUCAUCAUGCAUGUUUUUACAAAUUCACCCUCACUAAAUGGUUUUGAAGCCACUGCGAUUUCAUUAGCAAUGAGGUAGCUAGCUUUCACUGCAGCGUCACUGAUGUCUCGGCUGUGAGUAAACACAGACUGCUGUUUCUUCAGACCCGCCAACAGUUCAUUCACCUUCUCUCAUCUCCGCUGUCCUUGAAAGUUGUCAUAUUUGUCGGCAUGAAGACUCACAUAGUGGCGACGAAGGUUAUAUUCUUUCAGCACUGCAACAUGCUCUGAACACACCAAACAUACAGCUUUCCCAUUCAAUUCCGUGAUUAAAUAGGAUGACCAUUUUUCUUGGAACACUCUGCACUCUGCGUCCACUUUUCUCUUUUUUGACAGGGACAUAUUGGGGCAAUGAGGGUGCCAAAGCACAUAAUGUUAAAAGUAGAAGCCGUAAUAAAUAUCGCGGGCAAAACAAAGUAGCUCAUUGGCUGCACGUGCUUGACCUACUUGCUCUGCCCCGGUAUAAACAGUUUGCUUGCUUAACACAAUUGCUAUUGCGCCAUCCAGUGGACGCAAUUGGAACAGCAGUUUAUUUUAUUGAAAAAUUGCAGCGCAUUUUUAUACGUUAUUUUUUUUUUUUUUUUUUUUUUAUCAUCUCGCGGGCCGGAUUAAACCCGUUUGCGGGCCUGAUCCGGGCCGUACGUUUGACACCCCUGGCCUAGGCUAUAACCCCUCUAAACAUAGACUGGUUUGAUAAAGACUGAGCGUAUUUUCAUCAGCCUCAUUAAGCAUACAUGUACGAUUUUUGGUUUGUAACCCUGAAUUUUUCUUUAAACUAAACAAAUUGAACCCUGUUUCAAAUGAUCACUGAGAAUAACUGUUCCAGGCAGGAGAUACGCAUCACUUCACUUCAAGUGCAGCUUCUUUCAUUUGGAGAAAUAUUCUGUUCUAUUUUGUUAUAUAACAUAACAAUAAAAUGUAUAUAUAAAACAGGUGUCUUGACUUGGAUAAGGGCUCGUGAAAUAAGAGCCUCUUGUCUGCUAAAUGAACAAGACUAUGCCAUUGCACAGCCAUAGGCUUUUACAUGCAAGCGCCACUGCUGAGGUUACUGCCUUUAUUUGAAGUUUGUGUUCCACAAUAUAAUCAGUUGACGUUAUGGUUUCAAUAAAAUCUUAUAUGGCACUUGCUUUUAUUGACUGUGUGUAUAUAUGCGCCUUCGGAAAGUAUUCAGACCCCUUGACUUUUUCCACAUUUUGUUAGGUUACAGCCUUAUUCUAAAAUUGAUUAAAUUGUUUUUUUCCAUCGAUCUACAAACAAUAACCCAUAAUGACAAAGCAAAAACUGGUUUUAAAAAAGCACAUCAUAUUUACAUAAGUAUUCAGACUCUUUACUCAGUACUUUGUGGAAGCACCUUUUGGCAGCAAUUACAGCCUCGAGUCUUCUUGGGUAUGAUGCUACAAGCUUGGCAGACCUGUAUUUGGGGAUUUUCUCCCAUUAUUCUCUGUAGAUCCUCUCAAGCUCUGUCAGGUUGGAAGGGGAGCGUCGCUGUACAGCUAUUUUCAGGUCUCUCCAGAGAUGUUAGAUCGGGUUCAAGUCCAGGCUCUGGCUGGGUCACUCAAGGACAUUCAGAGACUUGUCCCGAAGCCACUCCUGCGUCGUCUUAGCUGUGUGCUUAGGGUUGUUGUCCUGUUGGAAGGUGAACCUUUGCCCCAUUCUGAGAACCUGCUCCAGAGCACUCAGGACUUCAUCAAGGAUCUCGCUGUACUUUGCUCCGUUCAUCUUUCCCUUGAUCCUGACUAGUCUUCCAGUCCCUGCCGCUGAAAAACAUCCCCACAGCAUGCUGCCGCCACCACCAUGCUUCACAGUAGGGAUGGUGCCAGGUUUCCUCCAGACAUGACGCUUGACAUUUAGGCCAAAGAGUUCAAUCUUGCUUUCAUCAGACCAGAGAAUCUUGUUUCACAUGGUCUGAGAGUCUUUAGGUGCUUUUUGGCAAACUCCAAGCGUGUUGUCAUGUGCCUUUUACUGAGGAGUGGCUUCUGCCUGGCCCCUCUACCAUAAAGGCCUGAUUGGUGGAGUGCUGCAGAGAUGGUUGUCAUUCUGGAAGUUUCUCCCAUCUCCACAGAGGAACUCUGGAGCUCUGUCAGAGUGACCAUCGGGUUCUUGGUCACCUCCCUGACCAAGGCCCUUCUCCCCCGAUUGCGCAGUUUGGCUGGGCGGCCAGCUUUAGGAAGAGUCUUGGUGGUUCCAAACGUCUUCCAUUUAAGAAUGAUGAAGGCCACUGUGUUCUUGGGGACCUUCAAUGCUGCAGACAUUUUUUUGGUACCCUUCCCCAGAUCUGUACCUCGGAACAAUCCUGUCUCGGAGCUCUACGGACAACUCCUUUGACCUCAUGGCUUGGUUUUUGCUCUGACAUGUACUGUCAACUGUGAGACCUUGUAUAGACAGGUGUGCCUUUCCAAGUCAUGUCCAAUCAAUUUAAUUUACCACAGGUGGACUCCAAGUUGUAAAAACAUCUUAAGGAUGAUCAGUGGAAACGGGAUGUAUCUGAACUCAAUUUCGAGUCUCAUAGCAAAGGGUCUGAAUACUUAUGUAAAUAAGGUAUUUCAGUUUUUUAUAUUUAUAAAAGUUUUCGCUUUGUCAUUAUGGGGUAUUGUCCGUAGAUUGCUGAGGAUUGUUAUUUAUUUAAUCCAUUUUUAGAAUAAGGCUGUAACAUAACAAAAUGUGGAAAAAGUCAAGGUCUGAAUACUUUCCGAAGGCACUGUGUGUAUAUAUGUACAUAUACGUUUGUAAUGUGGGGGGGAGUAUUUAGUCAGCCACCAAUUGUGCAAGUUCUCCCACUUAAAAAGAUGAGAGGCCUGUAAUUUUCAUCAUCGGUACACGUCAACUAUGACAGACAAUGAGGGGAAAAAAUCCAGAAAAUCACAUUGUAGGAUUUUUAAUGAAUUUAUUUGCAAAUUAUGGUGGAAAAUAAGUAUUUGGUCAAUAAUAAAAGUUUCUCAAUACUUUUAUAUACCCUUUGUUGGCAAUGACACAGGUCAAACGUUUUCUGUAAGUCUUCACAAGGUUUUCACACACUGUUGCUGGUAUUUUGGCCCAUUCCUCCAUGCAGAUCUCCUCUAGAGCAGUGAUGUUUUGGGGCUGUCGCUGGGCAACACGGACUUUCAACUCCCUCCAAAGAUUUUCUAUGGGGUUGAGAUCUGGAGACUGGCUAGGCCACUCCAGGACCUUGAAAUGCUUCUUACGAAGCCACUCCUUCGUUGCCUGGGCGGUGUGUUUGGGAUCAUUGUCAUGCUGAAAGACCCAGCCACAUUUCAUCUUUAAUGACCUUGCUGAUGGAAGGAGGUUUUCACUCAAUCUCACGAUAUAUGGCCCCAUUCAUUCUUUCCUUUACACGGAUCAGUCGUCCUGGUCCCUUUGCAGAAAAACAGCCCCAAAGCAUGAUGUUUCCACCCCCAUGCUUCACAGUAGGUAUGGUGUUCUUUGGAUGCAACUCAGCAUUCUUUGUCCUCCAAACACGACGAGUUGAGUUUUUACCAAAAAGUUCUAUUUUGGUUUCAUCUGACCAUAUGACAUUCUCCCAAUCCUCUUCUGGAUCAUCCAAAUGCACUCAAGCAAACUUCAGACGGGCCUGGACAUGUACUGGCUUAAGCAGGGGGACAUGUCUUGCACUGCAGGAUUUGAGUCCCUGGCGGCGUAGUGUGUUACUGAUGGUAGGCUUUGUUACUUUAGUCCCAGUUCUCUGCAGGUCAUUCACUAGGUCCCCCCCGUGUGGUUCUGGGAUUUUUGCUCACUGUUCUUGUGAUCAUUUUGACCCCACGGGGUGAGAUCUUGCGUGGAGCCCCAGAUCGAGGGAGAUUAUCAGUGGUCUUGUCUUCCAUUUCCUAAUAAUUGCUCCCACAGUUGAUUUCUUCAAACCAAGCUGCUUACCUAUUGCAGAUUCAGUCUUCCCAGCCUGGUGCAGGUCUACAAUUUUGUUUCUGGUGUCCUUUGACAGCUCUUUGGUCUUGGCCAUAGUGGAGUUUGGAGUGUGACUGUUUGAGGUUGUGGACAGGUGUCUUUUAUACUGAUAACAAGUUCAAACAGGUGCCAUUAAUACAGGUAACGAGUGGAGGACAGAGGAGCCUCUUUAAGAAGAAGUUACAGGUCUGUGAGAGCCAGAAAUCUUGCUUGUUUGUAGGUGACCAAAUACUUAUUUUCCACCAUAAUUUGCAAAUGAAUUCAUAAAAAAUCCUACAAUGUGAUUUUCUGGAUUUAUUUUUCUCAAUUUGUCUGUCAUAAUUGACGUGUACCUAUGAUGAAAAUUACAGGCCUCAUCUUUUUAAGUGGGAGAACUUGCACAAUUGGUGGCUGACUAAAUACUUUUUUCCCCCACUGUGUAUAUGUAUGUAAAUGAGAGUUUGGACACCUACUCAUUCCAGGGUUUUUCUUUAUUUUUAAGAAGUGAAGACCUCAACUAUGAAAAAACACAUAUGGAAUCAUGUAGUAACCAAAAAAGUGUUAAACCAAUCAAAAUAUAUAUAUUUUUUUGAGAUUGUUCAAAGUAGCCACCCUUUUGCCUUGACAGCUUUGCACACCCUUGGCAUUCUGUCAACCAGCUUCAUGAGGUAGUCGCCUGGAAUGUAUUUAAAUUAACAGGUGUGUCUUCUUAAAAGUUAAUUUGUGGAAUUUCUUUCCUUAAUGCGUUUUGAGCCAAUCAGUUGUUGUGACAAGGUGGGGUGUAUACAGAAGAGAGCCCUAUUUGGUAAAAUACCAAGUCCAUAUUAUGGCAAGAACAGCUCAAAUAAGCAAAGAGAAACGACAGUCCAUUACUUUAAGACAAGGAGGUCAGUCAAUAUGGAGAAUUUCAAGAACUUUGAAAGUUUCUUCAAGUGCUGUUGCAAAAACCAUCAAUCGCUAUGAUGAAACCCAGAGUUCUCUGCUGCAGAGGAGAAGUUAGUUACCAGCCUCAGAAAUUGCAGCCCAAAUACAUUUUUCAGAGUUCAAGUAACAGACACUUCUCAACAUCAACUGUUCAGAGGGGACUGUGAACCAGGCCUUCAUGGUCAAAUUGCAGCGAAGAAACCACUACUAAAGGACACCAAUAAGAAGAGAUCUGCUUGGGCCAAGAAACAUGAGCAAUGGACAUUAGACUGGUGGAAAUCUGUCCUUUUGGUCUGAGUCAAAAUUUGAGAUUUUUGGUUCCAACCGCCGUGUCUUUGUGAGACGCAGAGUAGGUGAACUUAUGAUCUCCGCAUGUGUGGUUCCUGCCGUGAAGCAUGGAGGUGUGAUGGUGUGGGGGUUCUUUGCUGGUGACGCUAUUAGUGAUUUUUUAUUUAGAAUUCAAGGCACACUUAACCAGCAUGGCUACCACAGCAUUCUGCAGCGAUACGCCAUCCCAUCUGGUUUGGGCUUAGUGGGACUAUCAUUUGUUUUUCAACAGGACAAUGACCCAAAACGCGCCUCCAGGCUGUGUAAGAGCUAUUUCACCAAGGAGAGUGAUGGAGUGCUGCAUCAGAUGACCUGGCCUCCACAAUCCCCCGACCUCAACCCAAUUGAGAUGGUUUGGGAUGAGUUGGACCACAGAGUGAAGGAAAAGCAGCCAACAAGUGCUCAGCAUAUGUGGGAACUCCUUCAAGACUGUUGGAAAUGCAUUCUUCAUGAAGCUGGUUGAGAGAAUGCCAAGUGUGCAAAGCUGUCAUCAAGGUGGCUACUUCGAAAUACAUUUUGAUUUGUUUAACACUUUUUUUGGUUACUACAUGAUUCCAUGUGUUAUUUCAUAGUUUUGAUGUCUUCACUAUUACUCUACAAUGUAGAAAAUAGUAAAAAUAAAGAAACCCUUGAAUGAGUAGGUGUUCUAAAUCUUUUGACCGGUAGUGUAUGUAUGUCUUAUUUUUUUCUUCACGCGAGUACUCUGAAAAAUUAUGCGAGUACUCAGUCAAAAAAUGUCAAAUGCCCAUCCCUAUCUAUCACCCAAGACUGAUGGCUUUUUAAAAAUAUCCAUACUUAAUCCCAAAACGUUUUGAAUGACAUCCUUCGAUAUGUAUAUUGCUGAAAAAUAAAUACAAACGUUGAUCACACAAAACAACUGUUUAAAGUGUGAUGCUAAUCAAUCUGGCUCCUGUUUCCCAAUCUCAGGUGGCAGUGUGUAACCUGGCGUCCAUCGCCCUCAACAUGUACGUCACCCCAGAGAGAACCUUUGACUUCAACAAGCUGGCCUACGUCAGCAAGGUCAUCGUUAGGAACCUCAACAAGAUCAUCGAGAUCAACUACUACCCUGUGAUUGAGGUAAGGUCUAGAAUUAAAUGUAUUGUUACUGAUAAUGCUCAGCAAGACAGAGGAUUUUACAAGUUAGAUCUUCAUGUUGACCAGUAACUGAUUCCACAUGCCUGUCAUUCUCUCUCUAACCAGGCUGAGAACUCCAACAAGCGCCACAGGCCCAUUGGUAUUGGUGUCCAGGGUCUGGCUGAUGCCUUCAUUCUGAUGCGUUUCCCCUUUGAGAGUGCUGAGGCCCAGAAGCUCAACACUCAGAUCUUUGAGACCAUCUACUACGCUGCCCUGGAGUCCAGCUGUGAGCUGGCUGCUGAGCUUGGUGCCUACCAAACCUACCCAGGCUCCCCCGUCAGCAAAGGAGUGAGUACCUCCACGCUAAAACCUAACUGGGAUGUUAGGUCUGUUUUUGGUUAACUUGUCAAUCGGUAAUUUCAGGUGUUUCUGGUUGGUCUCUUAGGCUUAAACUGUUAUAAUUUUUCCAUAGAUUCUUCAGUACGACAUGUGGGACAAAACCCCAACUGACCUGUGGGACUGGAAACUUCUCAAGGAAAAGAUUGCCAAGUAAGUUGUCAACCUUGUCCUCCAUUUUACCAAUACAACUACAGCUAGUCUCAACACAUACAUGACCAACCAAGCCCUCCAUGUGUACUUAAAUGUCCUAGCCUUUGUCUCAUCACCACUUCACUCCCCCAUCCAGGCAUGGUGUCAGGAACAGUUUGCUGCUGGCCCCCAUGCCCACGGCCUCCACAGCCCAGAUCCUGGGCAACAACGAGUCCAUCGAACCCUACACCAGCAACAUCUACACCCGCAGAGUCCUCUCUGGAGAGUUCCAGGUCAGUAUCACUCUCUGGGGGUUCCACAGACACUUAGACCUCUGCUUACAUACACUGCAUACUCAAACACUUGAAGGGUUUGAGUAGGGGUGUGUGAAAAGCUAGUGUGUGUGAAUCACUAAUGUUCUUCGUGUCACCUGCAGAUUGUGAACCCCCACCUGUUGAAGGACCUAACAGAGCGAGGGCUGUGGAACGAGGAGAUGAAGAACCAGCUGAUUGGUCAGAACGGAUCCAUCCAGGUGAGAACCCAGACCCAUCACAUUACAGCUCUAAUCAAUGAAUAGCAAUUAGUGCAAUUAUGCCCUAUUGACUGUAUUUUGUGUAGGUUGUCGCGUAACUUUUUAAAAGCGUUAUCCUUUUCAGUAGUCAUUGUUCUAACACCAUUGUUACUUGUCUUUAGGGCAUUGCUGAGAUCCCAGAUGACCUGAAGGAGCUGUAUAAGACUGUGUGGGAGAUCUCCCAGAAGACUAUUCUGAAGAUGGCUGCCGACCGCGGUGCCUUCAUAGACCAGAGCCAGUCCCUCAACAUCCACAUCGCUGAGCCCAACUACGGCAAGCUCACCAGCAUGCACUUCUACGGCUGGAAGCAGGUGAGUCGGCUUGACUAUUGAAAUCUAUAGAACACUACAUGGUCUCAGCUCAGGGCUAUCCUUAACCCUGGGCUAAAAUUACUACUUGAGGCGUUGCAGUCCGACUAAGUGUCGAGCCUGUGUCAUGAGGGGCAGCGCGUGACAGGGCUAUGUCUACGCCGAGGACAGUGGGCACUUGGAGUGAUUUGAUAGCACUUACAAAAGGGAGAAAAAGCUGGCUAGGGAGGCAACUUCGGAGGACCAAAGUAGUGUGAAAUAUAAACUGAACUCUGCUGUUCAUCAAGAUAAAGCAUGAACCUCUUUUCUCAGGGUCUGAAGACGGGCAUGUACUACCUGAGGACCAAGCCUGCAGCCAACCCCAUCCAGUUCACCCUGAACAAGGAGAAGCUGAAGGAGUCCCAGUCGGCUAAGAACGAGGAGAUCAACAGAGCCGUUAUGGUGUGUUCCCUGGAGAACCGUGACGACUGCCUGAUGUGUGGCUCUUAG